Messenger RNA from Exophiala viscosa, 1661 nucleotides. RefSeq names its product acyl-CoA dehydrogenase/oxidase. Gene Ontology annotation, cellular component: mitochondrion. Gene Ontology annotation, molecular function: flavin adenine dinucleotide binding; acyl-CoA dehydrogenase activity. The record is from RefSeq and is a predicted model, not a curated record. The transcript is spliced from 3 exons. Bases 87 to 1430 code for a protein of 447 amino acids. NCBI's taxonomy places the organism in Eukaryota, Fungi, Ascomycota, Eurotiomycetes, Chaetothyriales, Herpotrichiellaceae.
UCACACAUAAAGUGUCUCUCUCGACCUCCACGUAUCUUAUGAGAUUUUGCUGAGUUUGACAUCUACGAAAUCACGUUAUAUACACAAUGGCUUCUGUAUGCAGGUCAUUGCGGCCAGUCGCCAAAGCCUCAGCAUCCCUUGCUCCCCGCAGUCCAGCCACGAGGUUACUCCCACGAAGGACUUUGGAACCCAAACGCGCAUUCGUCACCACUUCAAGACGGCGCUAUCCCGAACCCUACAUGCCUGACGAUGUCGACACCGACUCUCUUUCGCCAACUCCAAUCACUCACUUCUCCGAGACCGAGAGGAUGCUGGCAGAGUCGGUAGAAAGAUGGGCCAACGAAGAGCUUAUGCCCAAAGUCCGCGAUAUGGACGAGGCGGAGAAGAUGGAUCCUGCAGUGAUUGAACAGAUGUUUGAGCAAGGUCUGAUGGGCUUCGAAAUCCCAGAGGAAUAUGGGGGAGCCGGAAUGAACUUUACAUCGGCUAUUGUUGGCAUUGAGGAACUCGCCAGAGUUGACCCUUCAGUUUCCGUUAUGUGCGAUGUACACAACACUCUGGUGGUGACUGCCGUCCUCAAGUAUGGCAGUGAGAAGUUCAAGAAAGAGUGGCUUCCGAAGCUGGCCACAAACACAGUGGGCUCCUUCUGUCUGUCUGAACCUGUAUCAGGGUCCGACGCCUUUGCCCUGAAAACGAAGGCGGAAAAGACAGAACACGGGUACAAGAUCAACGGCUCGAAGAUGUGGAUCACGAACUCAUUAGAGGCCGAUUUCUUCUUAGUCUUUGCCAAUCUCAACCCCGAUGCCGGCUAUAAAGGUAUCACGGCUUUCGUUGUCACUAAGGAUAUGAAAGGCUUCAGCAUUGCGAAGAAGGAGAAAAAGCUGGGCAUCAAGGCCUCUAGCACCUGUGUCGUCAACUUUGACGACGUGGAAAUCCCUGCAGAAAACCUUCUGGGUAAGGAAGGCCAAGGCUACAAAUACGCCAUUGGACUUCUCAACGAGGGACGGAUAGGUAUUGGCGCGCAGAUGACUGGUCUGGCUCUCGGAGCUUGGGAGAACGCUGCGAAGUAUGUUUGGAAUGACCGCAAGCAAUUCGGCAAGCUGGUGGGUGAAUUUCAGGGCAUGCAGCAUCAGCUUGCUCAAGCAUAUACGGAAAUCGCUGCAGCUCGUGGGCUCGUAUACAAUGCUGCCAGGAAGAAGGAGGCCGGCGAGGAUUUCGUCACUGAUGCUGCAAUGGCGAAGCUGUACGCUAGUCAAGUAGCAGGUAAGGUCAGCUCUUUAGCGGUCGAGUGGAUGGGUGGUAUGGGCUUUGUUCGAGAUGGUAUCGCUGAAAAGAUGUAUCGCGACAGCAAGAUUGGAGCCAUCUAUGAGGGCACGAGCAAUAUCCAACUCACGACGAUAGCCAAGGCACUGCAGAAGAAGUAUACGCAGUGAGGGAAGAAAACUUGAAGCCAGGAGAUGUUUCCAGGUUUAUAUCUGAGCGAGGUGUCGGGUUGAUUCAUUUCAUGGGUUAUCAUCGUGGCACCGAGUUGAACAUGAAUGCCUGUACCAUCAGUCAUAGAACGGUAUUGCAGAAUAAGAACGUGAAUGCUCGAUGCUCUAGCUGUUUUACACAGAAAAGACAUCUGCUUACAUAAUCUGGAUUUCCAACCAUCAGUGUCCACC